AUGGCAGUCACCUACCGCAAUGGAAUUUCCAUCUUAGAAUUGAUCGCCUACCUCCCGUCUUUUUUUGUGGCCACUUUCCUAGUCUACCGCCAUGGUGUACGGAAAAGUGGUGGUUUUGUCUUCCUCGUUAUAUUCACGAUUGUUCGUAUUGUUGGCGCGUGCUGCGAGCUAGCGACCAUCAACAGCCCAUCAACCGGGCUCUAUACAAUAGCUGCAAUUUGCAGUUCUAUCGGUUUAUCCCCUCUGCUGAUGACAUGCUCGGGCCUACUUUCAAGGGCAAAUCAAUCUAUGCCCCGUCCCCGUAUUCACCAUUUUGCUUUUACCUUUUUCCGGGUUGUCACCAUUGUUGCUUUGGCUCUUACAGUCUCCGGACUUACAUGGAAUAUGACACUGGACGGUCUGAAGCAUCCAAAUAUAGUGGCCAAAGUCGGCAUGAGCUUAUACCUUUGUGACUGGGUUGUGAUGUGCAUACUGCUUGGUAUUCUAUUCUUAUCUCGGUCUUCAAUCGAGAAAGGAGAGAAUCGUACUCUGGCAGCAGCAGCCGUUUCGGCACCGUUUAUACUUGUGCGUAUCAUUUACGACAUGCUGCUGUUCUUUCUUGCCAACUCGACUUUCAACAUAAUCGACGGAAGUUAUACUGUUCAGCUAUUUAUGUCUGUCUUUGAUGAGCUCAUUGUUGCUUUCGUUUGCUUGGCUGUUGGCUUUACUUUGAGGGUUCGGGAAAAAUACUGGAAGUCGGUCCCAGACCUUGAUGUGGCAUGA
This is a messenger RNA of Penicillium antarcticum, 762 nucleotides long. RefSeq lists its product as uncharacterized. Lineage: Eukaryota; Fungi; Ascomycota; Eurotiomycetes; Eurotiales; Aspergillaceae. The transcript has 2 exons. The coding region runs from base 1 to 762 and encodes 253 amino acids. The record is from RefSeq and is a predicted model, not a curated record.